UGGAAGUUGAAUGUUUGUUCCACGAAAAUCUAAUAUUGUCUGUCCGUAAUGAUCGGCCAUCUGUGUAACGACAACAACAGGUCUGUACCACUAAUGAUGCAAGAACAGCUGCUUUCAUUACUUCUAUUUAUAUAUAGAUAGGCUAUAUUAAUAAGUGUGUGGAUAAUGGUGAAUAAGAUGAACAAUUUGUCUCUGCUGUAAACACUGUGAGUUACAUCUGAGCAACCAAACUAUAUAAUCCAGCUCUGACUGAGGCUGCAGUCAGAUCUGGAGAUUCAUAUUUAGAUAUGGAGUUGAUCUCUGAUUGUAUAACCUUCAGAUCACAGAGAUGAGAUGUGACUGUAAGAACAUGUGUACAAAAUGGACGUGGAGGAUUCCAUGGUUGCUAUGGUUUUCUCCAGGUGCAUCAUUUAUAUACGAUCAUUAUUUCAAAAAUAUACAAAAUCUGAAAACGGUCAAGAAAAGUUUUUUCUCAACUUUCACUCGACGGUUUCUUCAAAAUUAUCGCUUCUACUGAGGACUUUUUACAUCCGGACAAGAAGUAAAGACUCACAGAGACAAACGAAAGAGACGCAACAAACUUCCAUCAUGGAAAAUUGUGAUGUGCCCGUCCAUCUGCGGUACAAGCAGACAGGAAGGAGAAUCUCUGCACGCCAGGCAGAGGGUGAAAGGAGACCUGCAGCCUGCAGACAGUGUCCCUGCUGCAGGGACGACCAGGUGCCCGUUUUAAAGCGAAAGCGCCAGCGCUCUCCUGCUUCUGCAGACCUUCCCCAGGGAAGGAAGCGGACCUCCGUGUCUCGUCUUUCCAAACCUGCCUUCCAGACCCCCACUGCUUCUCUGCACCUUGACAAACCUGUAAAGAUACAGAACCGCUCUGUGGAGGAGUACCAGCAGCUCUACCAUGAAGCUGUGGAUCACAUGCUGAGGUUCAAGAGUGGUCGUCUGCGUCCGUACAGUUUAGCUCUGGGACGGCGAAUCAAGCAGAAGCUGUGGGAGAGACUGGACCGUCCCACGUCCACACAAUCAGUAAAUGAAGACGGACUGGUGCUGGUGGACGUUUCCUACGGGGUUGCUGUCUUUCCUCCGCUUUAUGAUGUCGAUGUUUCAGGAGAGCCAACCCCGCCUGUCAGCAACCUGUAGGCAUAGCCUCCACCUGCAGAUUCCUGCAAACAGUUUCAGCCAAACCUCCACCUACAGCCUCUGUCAGCAACCUGCAGCCACUGCCUCCACCUGCAGAUUCUGGCAGACAGCUGAGACAAAACCUUCACCUACAGCCUCUGUCAGCAACCUGCAACCACUGCCUCCACCUGCAGGUUCUGGCAGACAGUGUCCAUUCCGAAACCUCCACCUACAGCCUCUCCUGGCAACCUGCACCGCCAGCUUCUAUCCUCUUGCCAUGUGGAGACCUCAGUGACACAGCAAGGAUCGGAGAUACA
Molecule: messenger RNA, 1436 nt
Organism: Cottoperca gobio
Lineage: Eukaryota; Metazoa; Chordata; Actinopteri; Perciformes; Bovichtidae
Exons: 4
Coding region: 361-1140 (259 amino acids)
Source: RefSeq, a predicted model, not a curated record